This is a messenger RNA of Leptomonas pyrrhocoris, 412 nucleotides long. RefSeq lists its product as hypothetical. Lineage: Eukaryota; Euglenozoa; Kinetoplastea; Trypanosomatida; Trypanosomatidae. Gene Ontology annotation, biological process: vacuolar proton-transporting V-type ATPase complex assembly. The transcript has a single exon. Bases 47 to 412 code for a protein of 121 amino acids. The record is from RefSeq and is a predicted model, not a curated record.
AGACAAUUCUGCAACACUCUAGGAACUAGCUGUUGCUUCGUAGAAGAUGAGCCGGUCAAAUGAAGCUGAAGAAGUCAAGCCGCAGGAGGAGGGCGAGGAGAGUCUGCCGCUCAUGGCGCGCAUGCUUAAUCACAUCUUAACUCCUGGGUCUUCUCUGUCCCCUGUGGUUUGGAUUAGCUUUAAUGUCAUCAUGCUGGCGCUUUUUGUUGUGUGGUUGAUGUUCGUCUGCUCGAUGCCAAAGAACGUGCACGUUUGGAUCUUUGGUAUUCUCGGCCUCGGUCUCACCGCGUCAACAAACUGGCUGAUGAAGAUCGUCUUUAGUUCCGGAUUAGAUUUCGCUUCACAGCAGCAGCGCGAGGCCGAGGAGAAGAGUGCUGCGGAGAAGACUGUGGAGGAAAAAAAGAACGAUUGA